This is a messenger RNA of Impatiens glandulifera, 983 nucleotides long. Its product is annotated as 40S ribosomal protein S3-2. The transcript has 6 exons. Gene Ontology annotation, biological process: translation. Bases 97 to 798 code for a protein of 233 amino acids. The record is from RefSeq and is a predicted model, not a curated record. Gene Ontology annotation, molecular function: RNA binding; structural constituent of ribosome. Gene Ontology annotation, cellular component: cytosolic small ribosomal subunit; nucleus. Lineage: Eukaryota; Viridiplantae; Streptophyta; Magnoliopsida; Ericales; Balsaminaceae.
CUCUUUUUUUCUUCUCCUCCGCAGAUAAUUAGGGUUUUGAUAGUCUGCUAGGAACGGCUCAAGCACUUAUCUUUCAGCUAUCAAAUUUCUGCAAACAUGGCUACUCAGAUGAGUAAGAAGCGAAAGUUUGUCGCCGAUGGAGUUUUCUUUGCUGAGCUCAAUGAGGUUUUGACCAGAGAAUUAGCCGAGGAUGGUUACUCAGGUGUUGAGGUUAGAGUCACGCCGAUGCGCACUGAAAUCAUCAUCAGGGCCACCCGUACUCAAAAUGUUCUUGGUGAGAAAGGAAGAAGAAUAAGGGAGCUGACGUCUGUUGUUCAGAAGCGAUUUAAGUUUCCUGAGGGCAGUGUAGAGCUCUAUGCUGAAAAGGUGAACAACAGGGGUCUCUGUGCGAUUGCUCAAGCAGAAUCUCUCCGUUACAAGCUACUUGGGGGACUUGCUGUUCGCAGGGCCUGUUAUGGUGUGCUGAGAUUUGUCAUGGAGAGUGGCGCAAAGGGAUGCGAGGUUAUUGUGAGCGGAAAGCUUCGUGCUCAGCGUGCUAAGUCAAUGAAAUUCAAAGAUGGAUAUAUGAUUUCCUCUGGUCAACCCGUCAAGGAAUAUAUUGACUCUGCAGUUAGACAUGUUCUUCUCAGACAGGGAGUUCUGGGUAUUAAGGUAAAGAUCAUGCUUGAAUGGGAUCCUAAGGGCAAGCAAGGACCAACAACUCCACUCCCUGACCAGGUAGUAAUUCACAACCCUAAGGAUGAAGAAAUCAUUUUCGCACCAGUAGUUGCUCCUCCAACAGUCGAGCCGAUUGCUUAAAUGUUCUUACAAAUGUAAUGAUUUGAUAUGACACCCUUUUUUAAGAUGCUGCUUGAUUAUUUUAUGUAUGGUACUUUUGGUUCAAAUAGGUUCUUUUUUUGAGCAGGGAUUAUAAACUUGGGACAUUUGUUGUUUAUGCUAUCUGACUUUAAUGUUCAAUUUUGUUAUUGAAAUUUAGGGUCAUG